Molecule: messenger RNA, 2071 nt
Organism: Ctenopharyngodon idella (grass carp)
Lineage: Eukaryota; Metazoa; Chordata; Actinopteri; Cypriniformes; Xenocyprididae
Gene: opn3
Product: opsin 3
Exons: 4
Coding region: 312-1475 (387 amino acids)
Biological process (GO): G protein-coupled receptor signaling pathway; visual perception
Cellular component (GO): membrane; photoreceptor outer segment
Molecular function (GO): G protein-coupled receptor activity
Source: RefSeq, a predicted model, not a curated record
CAGUAGAUGCGGAACAUCACCGUCACUGAUUAGUGUUCAUAACAGCGCACUACACACUGAACAUCACUACGCUCAGUCAGCAGUGACAGUCAAUCAUAGCAAACGCUGGAAGGUCUCUUGUGGAUUCAGAAGGAACUUUAACUCAUUUCUCUGGAUGUAGGUGACGUUUUCAUGCGAGUUCUGCCUUACUGACAUACUGAACUACAAUCACUGGUCGACUGCUCUGUUUCCUUCUGGACGCGGGCUGCUGAAUCGGGUCACUGACCUUCAGGCGUUUCAGUGACCAUGGUGGAAAUUCACUUAGGAAAGAAAUGAAUUCUUUCAAUGAAACAUCGCCUGAGACUAACCUGGAGAAUUAUAACUAUAUUUUCGCCGAUGAGACUUACAAACUCCUGACGUUCACCAUCGGAUCUAUCGGUGUCCUGGGCUUCUGUAAUAACAUCAUCGUCAUUAUUCUCUACUUCAGAUUCAAGAGACUCCGAACACCAACUAAUUUGUUAAUAGUGAAUAUAAGUGUCAGCGAUCUGCUGGUGUCCCUCACUGGAGUUAAUUUCACAUUCGUCUCGUGCGUGAAGAGAGAAUGGGUCUUUAAUUCUGCCACAUGUGUUUGGGAUGGAUUCAGCAACAGUUUAUUCGGUAUCGUGUCCAUCAUGACUCUCUCCGGGCUGGCGUAUGAGCGCUACAUCCGUGUGGUUCAUGCCAAGGUCAUUGACUUCCCAUGGGCCUGGAGGGCCAUCACACACAUCUGGCUGUACUCUUUGGCCUGGACUGGAGCUCCUCUCCUGGGAUGGAAUCGCUACACGCUGGAAGUCCAUCAGUUAGGCUGCUCUCUCGACUGGGCGUCUAAAGAUCCCAAUGAUGCUUCCUUCAUUCUUUUCUUCCUCCUCGGAUGCUUCUUUGUCCCUGUGGGUGUCAUGGCCUACUGUUAUGGAAACAUUUUGUAUACAGUGAAAAUGUUGCGCUCUAUCCAGGAUCUGCAGACGGUUCAGACGAUUAAGAUUCUACGCUAUGAGAAGAAAGUGGCGGUGAUGUUCCUGAUGAUGAUUUCUUGUUUCCUGGUGUGCUGGACACCCUAUGCUGUGGUCUCCAUGCUGGAGGCCUUUGGCAGGAAGAGUAUCGUUUCCCCUACGGUUGCCAUCAUUCCCUCUCUCUUCGCCAAAUCCAGCACUGCCUACAACCCCGUCAUCUACGCCUUCAUGAGCAGAAAGUUUCGCAGGUGCAUGUUACAGAUGCUUUGUUCUCGCCUGGCCAGUCUGCAGCACACCAUUAAGGACCGCCCCCUGACCCGCAUCGAACAUCCUGUACGCCCCAUUGUGAUGUCACAUAGCCGCGCCGACCGGCCCAAAAAGAGAGUGACCUUUAACUCUUCCUCCAUCGUAUUCAUCAUCGCUAGCAAUGACACUCAUCCUCUGGACAUCACCACCAAAUGGAAUGAUGUACCAGACAUCGAUGCAAUUCAGGUUCGACCCCUUUGACAUUUGCAGCGGAUACAUUAAAGAAUGGCAUUGAAGUUCAUUAAUAUCACGCUAAUUGAAAGUUUAUAAUAUGCAGAAGAUACAGCAACAUCUCUUUUCAUAAACAUGGAAACAAGGAUUUCUUUAUGCAGCAGUAAUGCAAACUAACUUUUGUGUAAUGAUCAGGACUUGUGUGAAUUAUGUCAUUUGUAACUGCUGUAAGUAUUUAAUGAAAAUGACUUUGAGUUAUUUAUUAUCAAUAACAACUUCUCCUGUUCUCCAUCUCUUCUGACACUGAAACUUCCACCUUCACCCAGUUCCAUGGGAUGGUGAGAUAUCCAGCAGUUUAGGUCGCAAGUCCGUGAGCAGAAUAAAUUAGUGAGUGUGCUCAGAUAGAUUAGGAACACAGUGUUCAUACAAGGACUCUCCUGGAGGACAUUUGUCAAAGGAUGCGGCACCUCAGCCAGACUGUCUGUCAGAUCCACAGCGCCCCCUGGAGAAAAACUUUGUGUCCUUUUGAAACUAAGUCAAGCAUCAUCACUAUUUCUACUGCUCAAUUUUUAGAUUAGGACUUUGUACAAACCCUUAAGUAUUAAACUUUGGUGAGUUUACAUCAA